GCCACUGGCUUUGUAGCCAUUUUAGGAGGAGACACGGUUUGCUAGCUGGGGCGCGGCUUCAACUUUAAUAACUUUAUUGGUGGCGUUAUCCGUAGAGCAGGCGUCGCGCCAGUGGCUGGGGGAGGAGGGCACGCCUCGCGGGAGGUGGCCUCCGACUCGAGCUGCAGCCAUGGGAAACACCACCAGCGACAGGGUGGCCGGGGAGCGCCACGGCGCCAAGGCUGCGCGCGCCGAGGGCGCCGGCGGCCACGCUCCAGGCAAGGAGCACAAGAUUAUGGUGGGGAGCACUGACGACCCCAGCGUCUUCAGCCUGCCGGACUCCAAGCUCCCUGGGGACAAAGAGUUUGUAUCAUGGCAGCAGGAUUUGGAGGACUCCGUAAAGCCUACACAGCAGGCCCGGCCCACUGUUAUCCGCUGGUCUGAAGGAGGCAAGGAGGUCUUCAUCUCUGGGUCCUUCAACAAUUGGAGCACCAAGAUUCCACUGAUUAAGAGCCAUAAUGACUUUGUUGCCAUCUUGGACCUCCCUGAGGGAGAGCACCAGUACAAGUUCUUUGUGGAUGGACAGUGGGUUCAUGAUCCAUCAGAGCCGGUGGUUACCAGUCAGCUUGGCACGAUUAACAAUUUGAUCCAUGUCAAGAAAUCUGAUUUUGAGGUGUUUGAUGCUUUAAAGCUAGAUUCAAUGGAAAGCUCAGAGACAUCUUGUCGAGACCUUUCCAGCUCACCCCCAGGGCCUUAUGGUCAAGAAAUGUAUGUGUUUCGAUCCGAGGAGAGAUUCAAAUCCCCACCUAUCCUCCCUCCUCACCUUCUCCAAGUGAUUCUUAACAAGGACACGAAUAUUUCUUGUGACCCAGCCUUGCUCCCCGAGCCCAAUCAUGUUAUGCUGAACCAUCUCUAUGCAUUGUCCAUUAAGGUAAAUAAACUAAGGCUCAGAGAAGGUCAAAUUGCCAGACAGUGUGAUGGUCCUUAGUGCAACCCAUCGCUAUAAGAAGAAGUAUGUCACUACUCUGCUAUACAAGCCCAUCUGAAGGGAUCCCCUCCUGCCUCCCAGGAUUCAGGAGAAGCAUCUCCCUUGCCUUUCUGGACUGGACCAGUCUUACCUGAGACUGGAAGGCUGAUUUGCUUUGAGGCUGAUAUGUGUGUUUCGGAGCCUCUGAGUAGGAUGCUCUGCUUUUGCAUUUUAUUGCAGAUGAGAGCCUUAUGAGUUCAUGGAAUUCAUUUUAAGAAAAAAAAUAUAUAUAUAUACGCAUAUGAGAGGAAGGUUAAUGGAAGCCUCCUAUCUAGAUGUAUUCUCUCUGCCUGUGAGGACUCAACAAGACGUGUUUAAGGGAGCUGCAGGAAGAACCAUUACAGGAAGCUUUUUUCCUAAAAUGAAUGAAGAGCAAACUCUCAGGAUCCCUGUUGGGUGGAGAUUCUGUCACUGCUACCUUGGCGUUCCAAGGGAUGGACUUGUGCGAGACUGCUGCCCUACUUAUAGCUGCCUCCUUGCAAGGCAGCUUUUCUUGCAUGGGUUCUCUGUAUUCCUAGAGUAUGUGGCACAAUCUGUGUUUUUUAUAUGAUACCAGAUGCUCCACAAGAACCCUUUUUCCUCUCAUUUCACAUUCUUGCUUUGAUAACCUCCUUCAGAUCCUAUACUCAAACCUUCCCUAACACAAAAUGUAUUGGGUAAGUGACGCCUUUCAAAGGCUGUGUGAGACCUGACCCACCUCAGAGACUAGGGCUAUUAGACAGUUUCCUGUUUAGCCUAGCACAGGCGCUGGCCAUUUGGUUACUGCUUGUUUUAACUUCUGCUAAAGAAAAUAUGGCUCAGCAUUAUAAGAGACACAGAAUGCACAAGGUCUACUUGUUUUAGUUUGGUGCCACAGCUUAGGCUGUAUUGGCACAUUCCCAUAAGUUUUCCCACCUGGCCUGGCCCUGCUUCCAUAUUUUCUUUUGCAGAGCAGACAGCUUUGAAGGUGGGAGUGGAACCAGGGAAAACUUUUGUAUCUUUUAUCCUUGGAAGAUUUUUAUGUGUCAACAUUUUUCUUUAAUUAAAAAAAUGCUUUUUCAUUGGUCUUUAGGAGACUGCAUAGGAAAACUUAAGCCUCUUGAUAAAUGGUUCCCGAGACUUUCUUCCCUAGUCUAGUUCUAUAUGAUCUUACAUUAAUGUGGCCAACCCUGUGUACAUCAUUACAGUAAACACUGCUCUAGAUAUGGAUUCAUUCAGGCUCAUUUGAUGCACCUAAAAGGUUCUCUCAACUUAAAGAUUCAUUAGGCCAAGAAACAAGAAAGUACCCUUGGUGUUCCCAAAAUGAAAAAUAUUGCUUCCCUGCGCUAAGUGCUAAUAGGAUCAUUUUGUUCUGCCUCUUUUUUAAAAAAGUGUUUGAUGAUGAAGUGGAGUCAGUAAUUUUCAUUUAUGGAAUGAAAAGUAGCUAUUCAAUCCACUCUUGGGGUUCAGAGAUAAAACAUUUUUUUCCAAGUAUCUGUGGCUCUUCCAUUACAGAUAAAUGCAGGUCAAACAUUCAAAACUCGAGGAAUUUUGAACUGAAGGAAUCUCAAACUUGAUGCUUAAGAGACUCUUGGACUGCUAAGAUCAGCCCAGCCACAUUGAAAGGGCACCUACAGGUCAGUUUAGCUACCUCUUGUCUUUCCCAUGCGAAGCUGAUGACACAAUUGUCUUCGUAUAUAGACCUCUUAGACCCUGGGUGUGAGGUAAUAGGAUAUGGGGUUGUGGUUUUGCUGGGAAUGCAAAUUGCUAAGUGCUUUGGUGGUUAAUUGCUGAAAAUAAUACUGCUUUAGUACUCAAGGCCACCUUCUGCAGCAAAAGGCUUUUGUGGAGAACCUUUUAUGGUCCCAACCAAUUUUUGAAUGGUGUGCCAUUUGAAAAAUCUAGGCCAAAACCUAUUAUAACCAACUCUCAGGAUUGACAUUGUCUUCAGUUAUAUUAGAAUUUAGAAUACCCAUGAAAUAAGUGGGCCACUUAGGAGGAUUCAAAAUCUUGGUUGUUAAUGGAGGAUUUUGUUGUACUCAUAUUUCUUGACAACAGUAUUGAAAUAUAAUUAUGUGUUCAUGUAUUAAAAUUUUUACUCCACACAAAUGUAUCAACAGAGUGGGGCAGGAAAAGAGAUCCUUUCCAUUUCUCUCAGGCCAGAGGCUUCUGUGAACUGGCUCUGGCUCCAAUGACAGUAGAUUUGGGUGCUGGUGACUUUCAGAUCUUUCUAAUCUGGAAAGGUGCAGAGAGUGUCACUUUCCCUAGUUCUGAGGUAAUCUCUCAGCCAGAUGUGAAAUGGAAGCCUACCAGCUGGUAUGGGAUGGGUAAGAGGAACUGGGUGAUGACUCAUUCAGCACUGUCCCUUCUCUGUACUGAUAAUACUUCCUGUGGCCCUGAGGAGCCCUAUCACACUCUGUCCCCAAGAAACCGUUCUAGAAGGUAGAGAGGGAGGAAGGCAGGUGGCCCAAAGUACAACUUACUCAUUCUUUUAUAUUGGUUAAAGGGAUAGUGUAUUUGCUGCAGAAGAGAGUCUGGCAGAUUUUGAGAAUGAAUAAAGGCAAAACAUUUAUUUUAGCUUUUUUUUUUGCCUAUAGGCGUUUCACAGAGUUAGAGUUAGCAGAGUAAGAAAAAAGCUCUUUGGGAGGACUGAUCCUUAAAGAACUGCAUCAUGGUUUUGGGGUUGUGGGAAAAAGAAGAGUGGCUGAGCUGAGGAGUGAUACCUGGAAAAUAAAGGCUUAAAUAACUCAGAACUAAAAAUAUCCUUUUUUUAAAAAAAAUUAAAUCAGACAGAACUUACUGUAUAAAACAUCUUCCUUUUCUCUCUUGUUCCUAUUUUCUUCCCUUUCUUCUAUAUUCUGCAUUAACUCUGACUUUUAACUUUAAAUUUGCCAGGCAGACUUUACCCGGGUGUCAAGUCAAACGCUACCUAAAACAAGUGUUAGUGCUCUUGCUGGUAUGGAGAACUUCUGCCUCAUGGUUAUUAGCUUGCUUUAAGCUUUCCAUUGAAUGGGAUUUAAUCACUGUAGGCAACACCCAUGAAAGGCAUACAUGGCCUCAAUAGUGUUGGCUUUUUUCUAACAAUGUUGGCUUUUUAACAAUUCUCUCCUAUAAAAGAAGAAUCCAAGAGAAGUUUCUGAGAGGAUCCUAGAAACCCAGGCCUGCUCACUUCCCCCCAUUAUUUCUAGUCUCUUAUAGACCUAAUGGAUCUGAGCUAAAACCUUUGAAAAGUGUUGGUAUUCCAUGUAUGCUGCUAAAAUGAAGUUAAGUUUGGAAAGAAGUGAUACCUCCAGACUGGGCUUAUAUUAAUUUCGGGUAUAAAUGAAAGAGACAUACUCAAGAUAGAAUCCCCUGCUUUUAAUUGGGGAAAUAGGGCUUUUAAAAUUUUGACCUCAACUAAAAAUGAUAUGCAAUAGUCUAUGUUGUGUGUGUUUGAAAUACAUUCUAUUCUCAGAGAUUUCUAAAUCCUCACGUUCUAGUGAUUUGGGGCAUGAGCUUGAGAAGAUACUCAGUUUCUUCUUACAUUGUUCUGACUCAUCAUUAAAGUCAAGUUCUUGCUGUCUUCUGCCAGGGGCUGCUGACUCCAAUUACCCAUGGGAUGGAGCACCUGGGAGGGGUAGGAGUUAGGGUCUUUUAAAACUCUGGAUCUAGGCAUAUGUCUCUUCUUAAGCACCAAUCACAGUUGGAGGUCGAAGGGCUGUGAUUUCUGCAAUGAACCCAAACUUGGAGUAAAAAGGCCAAAUCUGUUUUAAAGUUAUAAGAAAAAAGAAAGAAAGGAAAAAAACUCAAGAGUCCGUUACUUAUGAAAUCCAAGUCUUAGCAAUGGAAUCCCUCUAGGAUUCAAAUGUGGGCUUUGUCUUGAUUUGCUUUUCUUGAUUGUGCUUUGAAGUGAAUAAGUUUUGUUAAAAAUUAAAUUUUUUGUUAGUUUCAACAUUAGUUGGAGUUGAACUAAUUGUGUGUAGCACAGUGGUUUUGCAGCAAGAUUGAUGUGAGAUACUAAACGCUCUGUGGAUUCUGUAGUCAAGUUAAAUAGUUGAGGGAUACCUACUGUAAGUAUUACAUUACAUAUUGAUCAUUUUCUUUUCUGUUCCCAUCUACAGAACACUUACCUUAACCAGGGUGUGAGUUUAGAACAGCCAAAGCUCACUGAUGUCGAUUAGUCCUAAUCUCCACACUGGGCCCCAUAUGUGAGACUUGUUUGAAUUUUGGUAAAUUGGGGGAUGUUGGUUGUUAUUACACUGAAGCAUUUUGAAUGAGUGCAGCUCUGUCAUAAAGGGGGAAUGAGACUCUAAUUUGAGGGGAAUUAAAUAUGUGAGAGUCUUCCUUUAAAUGGUGCUUUUUGCAACCUUUAGUGCUGAGGUACAGAGCUGCUAUUCAAUAUUUCAUGAAGGAGUGGCAUACAAGAAUGGAUUUUAAAGGUUUUCUCCAAGUGUAAUUUGUCACUGGACUCUGACUUGUCUGAAAACUAUGUGAUGUAACACAUACAGAAUUGUGUUUUUUUCCAUAAAACUGUUGAAUAAAAGUAUUAUACAGCAAUAA
Diceros bicornis minor is the source of this 5503-nucleotide messenger RNA. It is a transcript of the gene PRKAB2, whose product is annotated as protein kinase AMP-activated non-catalytic subunit beta 2. The transcript has 9 exons. Bases 170 to 967 code for a protein of 265 amino acids. Gene Ontology annotation, biological process: signal transduction. NCBI's taxonomy places the organism in Eukaryota, Metazoa, Chordata, Mammalia, Perissodactyla, Rhinocerotidae. The record is from RefSeq and is a predicted model, not a curated record. Gene Ontology annotation, molecular function: protein kinase binding. Gene Ontology annotation, cellular component: nucleus; cytoplasm; nucleotide-activated protein kinase complex.